AUGAAGUCAACAAUACUGUCCCAUAUGGUGUCACUCGGAAGCUAAGCUAACCGACAUGAAGCUUUGGUUUUUUUCUACCAUCGUACCACACGGCAUCCUACAACCCGGCCUACUUCGUCGAAGCUGUGCCUCCGUCGAAUAUACCAAUUAAAAUCUCGAGGACGAAUUGGGGGAGGCUAUAGAACUAUCAACUUGGCCAAGAUCAAUUUAUAAUAAAAGGGGGUUGCCCCAGAAAAGAGUAGACGGACGAAGCAACAAAAGCUCCAGCGCUCUUCUUCCCGCCCAAAGUUUCAGCGCAACAUCUCCAUUCUCCGUCUAUAAAACCUCAGACAGCAACAUGGCGCCCAAGUCGAAAAAGGCAGAGCCUGCGCAUGGUCCGCACGGCUAUGAAUUCGGAGGCCCAUUCGGCACCGCUGCGAUCACAUUCGGUCUCCCCAUACUCUGCUACGUCUUCACCUUCGCCUGUAACGACGUUACCGGAUGUCCUGCGCCGUCGCUACUGAGCCCCAAAACUCUAUCCAUUGAGCAACUGAAAACCGAAGUGGGAUGGCCAGAAGAUGGUUUCUGGGGUCUGGCAAGUUGGGAGGCUACAGGUUGGACCUUAGCAUACUACCUCUUCAGUGCCCUUUUAUAUCGCCUUCUUCCUGCUACCGAGGUUGAGGGUACUCAGCUAUCCAGUGGAGGAAGACUAAAGUACAGAUUCAAUGCUUUUAGCUCGGCCAUAUUCACCCUCGUUAUUUGCCUCGCCGGCACCAUUUCGCAAGGUGCCGAGUUUCCCCUUUGGACCUUCAUUACCGACAACUACUUACAAAUUCUCACCGCCAACAUCCUAAUCGCCUAUGCCCUGGCAACAUUUGUCUAUGUCCGUAGCUUCUCGGUGAAACCAGGCAACCCUGAGCACCGACUGCUGGCUGCAGGGGGAUGCUCUGGCAAUCUCAUCUACGAUUUCUACAUGGGACGAGAGCUCAACCCUCGUAUCACGCUCCCUAUUAUCGGCGAGAUCGACAUCAAGGAAUGGAUGGAGCUGCGUCCAGGCAUGCUCGGCUGGAUUCUCCUCAACUGUGCUUUUGUCGCCAAGCAAUACCGCACCUUCGGUUUCGUCAGCGACAGCAUCGUCUUUAUCACGAUUGUGCAGGCAGUCUAUGUUAUUGAUGGUAUAUUCAUGGAGCCUGCAAUUCUCACGACAAUCGACAUCAUCAAUGACGGCUUUGGCUUCAUGUUGUCCUUUGGAGAUCUCGUCUGGGUUCCUUUUGUCUACAGCCAGCAGACGCGAUACUUGUCUACCCAUCCAGUGAUCCUAGGUUGGCUAGGUACUACGGCAAUGUCUGUUAUCCUUUUAACUGGCUUCUCUAUCUUCCGUCUCAGCAAUGCCCAGAAGAACACUUUCCGAACCAACCCUAACGAUCCGCGCGUCGCUCAUAUCACAUACAUCGAAACUAAGACAGGCUCAAGGCUGAUGACAUCCGGCUGGUGGGGUAUUGCAAGACAUAUCAACUACUUUGGAGAUUGGCUGCAGUCUUGGCCAUACGCACUACCAACUGGCUUUGCUGGCUAUACAAUCCUAUCCGCAGGUAGCAAUGUCGAAGGAGCGAUCAAAAUGCUUGACGGAAGAGAAGUCGUACAGGGCCCAGCCAAAUACUGGGGUAUGAUCUUCACUUACUUUUAUGUCGUCUACUUUGCUGUCCUCCUCGUCCACCGUGACAGUCGAGACGAUGAGAAGUGUGCCAAGAAAUACGGGGCAGACUGGGAGAAGUACAAGAGUAUCGUGAAGUACAAGAUCGUGCCUGGAAUCUACUAAAUGGAAAAAGAAAGAGGAGAUGGGUAUAAUCCAGGUGUGGUGAGAAAAGUGUGAAUUACUACAAAGCUAGGUACCUAAUAAAAACAAGUACAGAUUAAUACGAUAGCACCAAAUAUACCAUAUGGAUGCUAGAAAUUCUCGAUGCUUCAAUGUUAGCUGGAACCAAUAACUACCUAUUACCUAUUAUAUGUCACGUUUAGUAUCCAUUUUAGCUACCGUCAACUGAUAACGCAACAUUAAUAAGUGCUAGAAAUAGAUAGUCACUUUAUA
Messenger RNA from Annulohypoxylon truncatum, 2068 nucleotides. Its product is annotated as ERG4/ERG24 ergosterol biosynthesis protein. Gene Ontology annotation, biological process: ergosterol biosynthetic process. The transcript has 3 exons. Gene Ontology annotation, cellular component: endoplasmic reticulum membrane. Gene Ontology annotation, molecular function: Delta14-sterol reductase activity. The record is from RefSeq and is a predicted model, not a curated record. The coding region runs from base 338 to 1798 and encodes 486 amino acids. Lineage: Eukaryota; Fungi; Ascomycota; Sordariomycetes; Xylariales; Hypoxylaceae.